GCGGUUGGGCCAAUAGCAGAACAGCUGGGUUUCAUUUUAAAUCCAGGCGGUUGAGAGAGAAACGGAAGAGCUGAAGCGCAGACCCAAGAACAGAAGAAUCAUCAUCAUGCAGAAUAAAGAGAACAGGGAACCCAGAGCUCUGCAAACACAGGCUGCUGGUGAGAUGAAUUCAGACACACACACUGUUACAGGUCCUGGGAGAGUUCCAGUAAAGUCAAGCUCAAAAAAAUUCACCAUGAAAGACUUCGACAUCGGCCGUCCGCUCGGAAAGGGGAAGUUUGGGAACGUUUACCUUGCGAGAGAGCGGAAGCUGAAGACCAUCGUGGCUCUGAAGGUUCUGUUCAAAUCUCAGAUGGAGAAGGAAGGAGUCGAACAUCAGCUGAGGAGAGAGAUCGAGAUCCAGUCGCACCUCAGGCAUCCAAACAUCCUGCAGUUCUACAACUACUUCUACGACGACACGCGUGUGUAUCUGAUUCUGGAGUACGCGCCGCGUGGCGAGAUGUACAAAGAGCUUCAGCGCUGCGGACGCUUCGAUGAUCAGCGAACUGCCACUUACAUGGAGGAGUUGGCCGACGCUCUUAACUACUGUCACGAGAAGAAGGUGAUCCACAGAGACAUUAAACCAGAAAACCUUCUGCUGGGCUUCAGAGGAGAACUCAAGAUCGCAGAUUUCGGCUGGUCUGUCCAUGCACCUUCGCUACGACGCCGCACCAUGUGUGGCACGCUGGACUAUCUUCCUCCGGAGAUGAUCGAGGGUCACACUCACGAUGAGAAGGUGGAUCUGUGGUGCAUCGGUGUGCUGUGUUACGAGUGUCUGGUGGGAAACCCUCCGUUCGAGACGGCCAGCCACACGGAAACAUACAAGCGCAUCACUAAGGUGGAUCUGCAGUUUCCUAAAGUGGUUUCUGACGGCGCUCGUGAUCUGAUCUCUAAGCUGCUGCGUCACAGUCCGUCCAUGCGUAUGCCGCUCAAGAGCGUGAUCGAGCACCCGUGGGUCAAAGCAAACUCACGCAGAGUUCUGCCACCCGUCUACAACCCACAGGCCGUCCCAAAUCACUGAUGGGAUCUGCUCAAGGACCUGUUUGAGACAUUCAGGAAUCUGCUGGUCUGAGUUCACCAGUGGUUUGCGGUCUGUGCUGUCACCUGUGUGUGAGAAACAUUAAUUGGUUAAGAUCUUUGACCGUUAAUGAGCCUGAUGUUUGAUGUAAACAAACUCUAAGGUUGUUUUAUUGCUCUUUUACACUGUCUUGUAUAGCUGUAGUUCUCUGCUCUGUUCUUAUUCAUGUUUUUAUUGUCUUCUAUGAAUGUGUCUUGUCAAAUUAUAUUAAAAUAAGAGCUUUCAAGGA
This is a messenger RNA of Megalobrama amblycephala (Wuchang bream), 1346 nucleotides long. RefSeq names its product aurora kinase B (gene aurkb). Gene Ontology annotation, biological process: regulation of cytokinesis; mitotic spindle organization; protein phosphorylation. Gene Ontology annotation, molecular function: ATP binding; protein kinase activity. The record is from RefSeq and is a predicted model, not a curated record. Gene Ontology annotation, cellular component: spindle microtubule; chromosome passenger complex; spindle pole centrosome. Bases 107 to 1060 code for a protein of 317 amino acids. NCBI's taxonomy places the organism in Eukaryota, Metazoa, Chordata, Actinopteri, Cypriniformes, Xenocyprididae. The transcript is spliced from 9 exons.